AAUUAAGCUCAUAAUAUUUUAUGUUAAUAGAAACAUAUCUGUGUUAUAGUGGACCCAUAGAAUAAGUGGAGGUAGGAGGAUAAAUUUUAGUCUUUUGGAAGAGAUAGGUAUGGUAUGGUGUCUGAAACACCCGCCAAAAAUGUUGACAAUAACUAAUUCUACUGCCACUGCUGUUAAUGUUACUUCUACAUCUCCACAACUAUCUUCGUCAUCAAUCAUUCAAAACCCUCACCGUUCCUUCAAACCAAUUAACCGGCGCCGCCUCUUAACUGCACUAACACUCUCCAUCUCCUUCACUUGUCAGCCCAAUUCAUUUACUCCGCAGGUUGCUGAUGCCCGUGGUCUCUUCCAAAUGCCCCCAAUUCGUCUCACCAACCGGUACUAUUUGGUGAGGGCUGGGGAGUCUGAAUUUGAGAGCUUGGGGAUAAUUAAUACGAACCCAGUUGCAAAAACAUCGGUUGAUAGUGGGUUAUCAGAGAUAGGAAAGAAGCAAACAGUGAGGGCUGCUUUUGAGUUGAAGGCAAUAAGGGCCUGUGAUAAGGGCUGCUGGAUUUGGCCUUCUAUUACUCAGAGAGCUUACCAGGCUGCUGAGAUUAUCGCCUCUGUUAAUGGAAUCAGUCGAAGUUAUAUAGUUCCUGAGUAUAGCUUUCUGGAUGCUCGUGGACUGGGAGCUUAUGAAGGCAAGAAAUUGGAAUCUGUUUCAGAAAUAUAUGCAUCCGAUGGUAUUUCUCCGACUAUUAGGCCUCCUCCGAUAGAUGAUGGAACCCCAAACGAGAGUGUUGCAGAUGUGUUUGUUCGCAUUACACAACUCAUGUCGAUUCUUGAGACACAGUACUCGGAAGACACAGUGAUUAUUGUCUCACCUGAUUCUGACAAUUUAACAAUCCUUCAAGCUGGAUUAACCGGUCUUGACCUCCGAAGGCAUCGGGAACUUUCCUUUACCCCAGGGGAAGUUAGAUUUGUUGAUGCCAAUAGCAUACCCACUUACAAGCAACCUGCAUCUGCCAUUUAUAAAUGUUUAAAUCCACCAAACUGUAAUUGACAUUAAAUCUUUACUAAAACU
Pistacia vera is the source of this 1063-nucleotide messenger RNA. RefSeq lists its product as uncharacterized. The coding region runs from base 110 to 1042 and encodes 310 amino acids. The record is from RefSeq and is a predicted model, not a curated record. NCBI's taxonomy places the organism in Eukaryota, Viridiplantae, Streptophyta, Magnoliopsida, Sapindales, Anacardiaceae. The transcript is spliced from 5 exons.